Moneuplotes crassus is the source of this 1923-nucleotide messenger RNA. NCBI's taxonomy places the organism in Eukaryota, Ciliophora, Spirotrichea, Euplotida, Euplotidae. The record is from the annotation of a GenBank genome assembly.
GUGUUAUGGAAACAAAGGACAAGUACAAGGGGUUAACAAAGAACCAGAUCAAGAAUCUGAAAAAGAAGGAAAGAAAGAAGGCUGCCAAGCGUAAGAGAGAUGAAGAACCAGAGCCUGAAGAAGUCCAUGACCUCAACGGAGAAGAGAUCCAAGGCCCACAGCCUUUCGUCCGUCAAGGCGCUAAACGUACCAGGAAAUUCGAAGAAGAAGCCGUCGACGAAGAAACUACCAGCAACAGGAAGGACUCUGCCGGAGAUUUUGAAGACCAGUUCGAAGACGAAUUUGAGGAGGAAAAUGUGAUUGAAGGUGAAGACUGGGAAGACAUCGAUGACAAAAAGAAAGUCAUUGAGGUUGCUGAAGCCCCCACAGAUGAAAAUAUGCAAGAUGACAAAGACGAAGAAGAGAAAAUAGAUACUAGCAAGCAGAAGAAAACCCAGGAAAAUAAACCCAAGGAGGUAUUUUUGGGCAAUGAAGAGCUGAAAAAAGAUGAAGAGCUUAUUUUUGACAAUUCUGCAUAUGAAAUGUUGCAUAGAUCUAAUGUCCAAUGGCCAUGUCUUAGUGUAGACAUCCUUUGAGAAGAUAGGUUUGACAAAGAGAAAUAUAGCAGUUGGUUCCCUAAGUAUGUUAAUAACCUCAACCCAACACUUUUUGAGAAGAAGGAUGAAGAUAUGGAGGACACAAAGGAAGAAACUAAGGAGACACCUAUUCAUUUGCCAACUAAGUAUCCUCUAGAUUGCUAUGUUGUGGCUGGAAGUCAGGCUCCUUCAAAGAAGCAAAACUGUAUUUAUGUGAUGAAAUGGACUAAUCUCUACAAGACCUUGAACGAAGAAGAGGAAGAGGAUGAUAACGAAGAAGAUGCUAUGCUUUACUUCGAAUCAGUCCCUCAUCUAGGCCAAGUAAACCGGAUAAGAUCUAUGAAUGGGUCAAAUAUUGUUGCUUGUUGGGGUAAUCUUGAAGGAAAAGGAAAGGUUUCCAUCUUUAACCUUGAGGAAGCUAUCCAGAGAGUGGAGAAGAAGCACAAGAAUAAAUCGAAUACUAUGUCACAUAAAAAAUAUAGUACUAUGAUUUCGAGUUUUAAUCAUUCCCAAGAAGGAUACGCUCUUGACUGGUCUCCAUUAAGACAAGGUCUCUUAGCUUCAGGAGGAAAUGAUAAGAAUAUUUUCCUGUAUGAGCCUACUGAUACUGACUUCUGUGACUUUAAGAUGCACGACAAGCCACUGAAAGGACAUAAAGCUGCAGUUGAGGAUAUUCAAUUUAGCCCUAGACAAGAACACGUUCUUGCAAGUUGAUCUGUUGAUAAGACAGUCAAGUUAUGGGAUCUCAGAGAUAACAAAUGGAAACCAGAGAUAUCUUGGCAAGCACAUGAUGCUGAUGUUAAUGUAAUCUCAUGGAAUAGCCACUGUCCAUUCUUAAUCGCUUCAGGAUCUGAUGAUGGCUUCUUUAAAGUAUGGGAUCUCCGUAAACUGCAAAAAGAUCUUAAGUCUGAGCCUUUGACUAGUAUUAAAUGGCAUGGUCAGCCAAUCACAUCAAUUCAGUUCCAGCCAAGGGAAGAAUGAGUACUCUCGGUAGCAUCUGAUGACAAACUAACUGUCUGGGACUUUUCAGUAGAAGCUUCUAAAGAUGAGAUAGUCGAUACUGAAAUUCCUCCUCAGUUGAUGUUCCUCCACUUGGGACAAAAGAAUAUGAGAGAGUUGAGGUUCCAUCCAUACUAUGACUCAGUCAUCAUCUCUACUGCUGAAGAUAGCUACAACAUCUUUAAGCCCAACUUUGACCCUGACCAACAAGAGGAUGAUGAAGAAGAAGAUGAUGGUCAGGAAGAAAUUCACCAGAUGAACAAAGAAGCCCAAGAACUUCAGAAGAGACUUGAUGAUAUGACUCUUGAAGCCCAUUAAUAAUUAUCCAAUUAUCAUAGCCUGAACUGGG